Messenger RNA from Protopterus annectens (West African lungfish), 1614 nucleotides. RefSeq lists its product as uncharacterized. The transcript has a single exon. Lineage: Eukaryota; Metazoa; Chordata; Ceratodontiformes; Protopteridae. The record is from RefSeq and is a predicted model, not a curated record. Bases 39 to 1331 code for a protein of 430 amino acids.
UGAUACUCAUCAACUUAGUUGGCAUUGGAGUUUUUUGCAUGAUCAGCAGAACAACAGCUGACCCACUUCUGCAGAUCAACACCACUGAACUGCUCAAGCAGGAGCUUGCAGCUGGAUACUUUCCUCCUUCCCACAGCUUUGCUCUGCUCUGGUGGGUUUGCCGUUUUGCUAUUAGCUUUGACAGUAGAAGAAAUAUGUUUCUAAAUUUCAAUCCUAAUCUUCGGCCCUUUGGUUUUUAUCGUCUAAUGAAUGACUGGGAUUACAACUGGAAUCUUCGUUCUUUACCUGAGAUAGGACCUGGAGUCGAGUACCAUGCAGUUGGUAUAUUAAACUCCUAUAUAGCGCCAUCUUCAAUAGAUCUGCCAUUUUUCAUUCGACAAUAUUAUGACUAUCUGAAUUUCAAUAUACCAAGCUGGCCUAAAUUUUGGUCUACACAUGAAAACAGAGAUCGUAUGGUCAUAGUAUUUGCCUAUGUAAGUUCUAACAGUUAUGUCACUAAUGUCUAUAUAACUGAUCAUUAUGAUCCAACCAGAACUUUCUGGGUUUCCCCAAACUUCAUAACAGAUAUUAAAAGCCUUGAACUGGAUGCUUUUUUGAAACAGGUGGGUUAUGAGACUCCUUUUCAAGUAUGCAGUGCCUUCAGCUGUGGAAAUCUGAAUAAGAGAACAAAAAAGUCUGACACUGAUACUGACUGUGAGGAUAUGUUUAGGUAUAACACAACAUUUUCAGUUAAAACUACUCGUAGUGGCAAAGCAGCUCUAGAAUGGAAAUACCUACCACAUGUGGACGAGAGCUCCUGGAUUGGCCUUUAUAAAGAUAACUAUGCAAGCGAUAAUGAGUUGUUGGUCAAGGUCUCGGUUUACCCUCGUAUAUCAGGAUAUUAUGAAACCAAUAUUGACAUCCAUCCUGGUAUACAAGUCAGGUAUGCCCCUAGUAAGGAGUACAAGGCACUGAUGAGGGGCCCUGAGUUGAGUGAAUCCUGUGGAGCAGCUCCAGUCGUAGUCAUCGCUGUUGACUUAGUAUAUAUUCAGUUUGUGGUUAGCCGAGGCAAAGCUUGUGCCAAAUUAUAUGUCAGAAAUGAUCUAGCUUCCUGGAAGACCAGUUAUUCAUUAUAUUUUAUGGCUUUUUAUUUGUCUUCCGAUUAUACAACUUCCUCUUAUUACAGCUACAAGUACUUAAAAGAUUUUGUAAAAAGUGAAAAUGCUGAUCUUCCUAAUCAUGAUGUUUACCUGGAUGGCUGUACUGGCCCUACAAUUGUUCCAGGAGUAUUACUGCGUAUCUGGUAUAACAACUACUAUUAUAUUGCACAGUCUGUUCCAUGGAACUGCUGAAGCCAUACGUGCAUCCUGCCCUGUGAAGAAACUUGAUAACUGAUAGUCUGAAAAAUGUUUUGGAGCUAACUGUAUGAAACAGAUGUAGCUCAAAGUUACAGUCUGUUAAACAAUGUGCAUCAUACAAAACAGUGCUUAUUUGUAACCUAAACAUGCUGUGAUCACUGAAUUUUAAAACAAAACAUUAUACUUAAAUAUUUAACAUAAAAUGAUAUAAAGUUAGUGCAGAAAAUAGUAAUCCUGUGACAGUCUUGUGGUAGAGCACUAAAAAUCAAUGACAUAG